GAUAAUUGUUGUACCGGUUUCUGACAACUUGCUAUUUGGUGACCGGUACUUUUGUUUAUAUUUCCGGCAUGCAAAUGAUUUCGAGGGAUUCUUGAAGAAACCACAUGGUAAAUUUAAAAUUAUGGAAUUUCAAGUCACUAAUGCUCCUGAAAAAUAGAACCCGAAAUAUAAUUCAGUUAAACAGGCCCAGAAUAUUCUAGCCCAAUCCAAAUACAUAUAGUCAUCACUCAUCAUCCAUCAUGGCCAAGAGCCUCUGCGCUAAUUUUCCCCUUCAUCUUUAAUCAAGGCAUCACCGCGGCGGAGCCGCCCCGUAGAUUGACAAAUUCUCUUAUCAUGGCGCACUCCGCCGACUCUUUACCGCCCGAACUCGUCACCGAAAUACUUCUCCGCCUUCCGGCGAAAUCAUUGCUCCGAUGCAAGUCGGUCUGCAAAUCAUGGCUCUCCUUAAUCUCAAACCCUAGCUUCAUCAAAUCUCACCUCAACUUCGCAUUACUCGCUUCCAAGACUAAACCAACGCUACUCGUUAUCGAAUAUCCGCACGAACAAGUUGCACUAGAUAUGAACGACUCUCUAAUACACAUCAACUGUGUUGUUAUGCCAUGGUGUUUUGUUACACAUGUUCUUGUUGUUGGUACUUGUAAUGGGAUUGUAUGUUUGGACACUAUGCAUGGUGCGGAGGUGUGUUUGUGGAAUCCGUGUACUAAUAUGUGGAAGAGAGUUUGGGCUCUACACGUGGCAGCGCCACGCGUGCUUAUCGGUUAGGGUUUGGCUAUGAUAGUGUUUCGGAUGAUUAUAAGGUUGUUAGGUUUGUGUACGAGGAUUUGGAUGAUCAUGUGCCAGCUGUGCAGGUGUAUUCGAGUAAGGCCGAUUGUUGGAGGCAAUUUCAGGAUCCUGUUCUGAGCAAGUGGAAGUGUAACCCGUAUGGGCAAAUUGAUUGUGUUGUAAACGGGGUGUUAUAUUUGGAUUGUGAUUAUAAGUUGGUGUCAUUUGAUUUUCAUGAAGAGGUGUUUUGAGAAGUUUUAUUUCCUAUAGAUUUUGGGGGGAGAAAGAGGUCGGAUGUUUUGGAUUACGAAGGUUGUGUUGCUAUGAUGUUUGAAUCCGUUGGUGAUGACGGGGUACUAGUUGGAGUUGAUUUAUGGACGUUGGAUGAUGUAUCGGACAGAAUUUCUUGGACGAAAAGAUUCAGUGUGAAGGAUGAUUGGGAAAUGUGGCUCUCUGGUUAUUUGGGAGUUGGACAGUUUCAUGGAGGCAUGUCAUUCGAUCAAACUUGGCACUUGUAUGACUCUGAGAAGAAAGAACUUAGAUUUUAUAGAGGUAGAGAAUACGAGGUUCUUGCAACUUUGAGAUACACGGAGUCACUAAUUGUCUCGUUUGAUGGUUUUGAACAAGUGCAGGAGAAUGACACCUCUAAUCGUCAUUAUGGAAGAAGCAAAUUGGAGGGGGUCCAUUGUAUUCAAUAGAGUUGUAGUCAAUUAAAUCAUGACACGUGUCAUUUGAGAUUCAUUUGGAUGCUCCAUCAUUUUCCCUCAUUUUUGAUUCAAACCGUGAAAAAGAAUUGUAUGACCCUUCUAACUCGCAUGCCUUUUCUUUCGACGGCUAAAGAGGAUCCAGUAGCAGGAAAUCAGAUGGACAAAAAAAGGGGUCAAUCGAAUGUGUGACCAUUGGUCAAGUUUUGAGGUCAACUAGUGCUCCAGGGACCAUGCUCUCUUGAAUGGUUUUUUCUUCCCAUACUUAUUAAACAGUUGAUCUAAAGCAAAUCACGUGUAUUAUGGGCAAUUAUCUGUCAUGGAAAUUUUGAAUGCUGUUAAUAUAUGAAACUUGGAAUCAGUUUUUUUGUUGAAAAAGAUAGCAAGGUUGUUUCAUGUUUGUAUCAUAAUCUUUCCAACUGAGGAGUCUUGUGCAUCAGAUUCGUCGUUUUCUGGGGUCAUCCCCCAAUUACCUUCAAAUCCAGGAGCGUGAUGCUAAAAGCAUAUUCUCUACGGCACCUCAGACAUGAAUAUAACUCUACAAAAUCGGUUGAGAAACUCAAAGAAGAUUCUGACUACCAAAUCAACCGAUGUAAAAUUAUUGUUCAGGCAUUUUGUAUUUUAGAUGGCAGGACACUCAAAUCUGGCCCUGUGGGGCAAUUCAGACUGAAAGGAACCAAGCAACCGCAUAAUCAUAUAGAAAUCCAAUUAAAUGAGUGUGUUGGAGACCAGUCCCAAUUCCCAUAAAUAAGCCGAAACCAACUAAAUUUUUUAGAAGAAAGUGAGUAAAAGUGGGUGGCAAAAUACAACAGAGUUUAAGAAUGUAGAGAAAUGUUGUUAUCAAGACAGACAGAGAUGAUGCCCGGGAAAGAAUCUUC
This is a messenger RNA of Daucus carota subsp. sativus, 2344 nucleotides long. RefSeq lists its product as hypothetical. Gene Ontology annotation, molecular function: protein binding. The record is from RefSeq and is a predicted model, not a curated record. The transcript is spliced from 2 exons. NCBI's taxonomy places the organism in Eukaryota, Viridiplantae, Streptophyta, Magnoliopsida, Apiales, Apiaceae. Bases 334 to 762 code for a protein of 142 amino acids.